GCUUGAUCCACUACGGUCAUUACAAGAACAUGCUUUUUAUCGGCAAUAUAAUGAUAUGGAAAACAAACCCGGCAGCACGCAGAGCAUGGAGGUCAUUAAUGUUGAGGCUGCAUUCUGCCACCGCUGGUUUGUCUUCUGGCCCUGGUUUUCGGGAUAGGUCUGAUGGACUCUCUUGUGUUUCUGCUGAAAAGCCUCCUCACAUGCCUGUCAUGCUUAAAGAAGUGCUUCAUUACUUAGAUGUCCAGCCAGCUCAGGUGGUCCUGGACAUGACAUUUGGAGGUGGUGGUCAUACCAAAGCAAUACUGAACACGGUUCCUGAAGUCACUGUCCUGGCCUUAGACCGGGAUCCCACAGCUAUUUCUCUGGCCCAGCAGCUAGCCAAAGAGAACUCUGGUCGUGUGAAACCGCUGCUCGGCCGGUUCAGUGAGCUUGAAGCCUUGCUGUCUAACAUGAACAUUAAGUCAGGCAGCAUUGAUGCUAUCCUGUUGGAUGCAGGCUGUUCCUCCAUGCAGAUGGAUCAGGCAGAGAGAGGCUUCUCCCUCAGCAAGGAUGGACCUUUGGAUAUGAGAAUGGAUGGAGAGAGGUACCCUGACAUGCCCUGCGCUGCUGACGUUGUGAAUACCUUAGAUCAACAGGCUCUUGCAUCUAUCCUCACUGCAUAUGGGGAAGAAAGACAUGCCAGGAAAAUAGCUUCAGCCAUUGUGGAAGCGCGCCGUGUCAACCCCAUCACCCGGACACAGCAGCUGGCCAGCGUGGUUGCAGGAGCUUUUCCUCCAGCCGUUCUCUAUGCACGCAAAGACCGUCUUCAACGUCGUGCCCACAUUGCAACUAAGACGUUCCAGGCCCUGCGGAUCUUUGUGAACGAUGAGUUGAAUGAAUUGCACGCGGGGCUCUGCGCGGCCCAGUCAGCGCUGAAACCUGGAGGAAGGCUCUGCGUGAUCACAUUUCAUUCGUUGGAGGACAGACUGGUCAAACGUUUCCUGCAGGGGCAUGACUUGUCUAACUUGGAUCAAUACCACUUUAGCCAAAACAAGCAAGGCAGCAGAAAGAAAACACUGGCGGAUGAGAACAGUGAAUGCAACAACAGUUCUUACUGGCUUCCUGUAAAAAGAAAAGUGGUCAAUCCAGAAAAAGACAGCGUCAGAGAGAAUCCUCGUGGACGAUCUGCUAAACUCCGGAUAGCUCUACGGCAGUAACUUUCCAACGAUCAUGGAAAAGAGAAAUUGUAUUUCAUAAUGAAAAUUUCAUGUUUUUUACCGUGAACACAAUACUGCACACAUAUCUGAGUUUGUUGCCUAGUGAAGCAGUGAAGUGGUUUGUCUUUGAACUGAAAUGCGUAACAGCUUUCGGACCAUUUGGUAACAGAAAAAAAGGUGACAGUAUCUGAGCUUUUGCAUCAAGUGAGAAUUAAUGCCAGGCAACAACAUGCUUCAUCUUUGUGAUCUAGUUUUUUAAGAAAAUGAAUAAAAACCAUAACCUUAUCCUUGCCAAAUUCUCUCAAAGAUAUUUCAAUGACAGCUCAUUGUGUUUUUAUAUUUAUUUGAUACAAACAUUCUUAUACUAAGCUUCACUGUAAUUGUACUUCAGUCAGAAGACUUUUUGCAGAAGAUGUAUGUCUUUUCAUGAGAGUGCAUCACUUCGCACGUCUGCCGUGGCGUUAUUAGCGAACAGCAGCAACGGUGUUUAAGUAAAGACAGCCUAAAAAUGUCCUUAGUCCAAAGCUGAUUUUUAAAAUGACUUAAAGGUUUUUGUGACUGGUCAAAAUUUGCAAUGUUGACACUGAAGUUAAGAAGCAGUAACCUUGUUUCAUGAAAUUAUUUCUCAUUUGACUUUUUUUAAUUGAUAAUGCACAAUUUUAUCAAAACAGGAUGAAUGUUCUCGUCACUCCAAAUUUCUAAACAUGGAGGCUUCAACAUUUUAGUUUGUUGGUUUUCAUAAAUCUGUCUCCUGCUGCCAAUAAAAUCUGUAGUUUCAUGUGUGGCCCUGCAAAGAACUGCGUUGCACUGCUUUUUUUUUAUUAGUCUGAGAUUCGUUUGUGGAAACGUAGCUCUUGCAAACGAAGCAAUUUAUUUUGGAAAAAAUUUGGUUGAGGAAAACAACCCAAUGCCAUUUUUGUUUUUACAGUAGAUGAUUUGGUCAUAAUGCUGCCCAAGUUGACAGAUUUUUGUCAUCCUGGUUUGAUUUUAUUCAAUAAUUACUUUACUUAUUUAAGUAAAAGGUGCUAACCUCUGUUCAAGUGUAUCUUUUGGUGGUAUUCUUUGUCUGAGACAGUUUUUGACUUGAGCAUCAUGUUUUAAAGUUGUUUUCUACUUCAAGACAGCAUAGAUGUAUCACUUCCAGGCUUUUUGGUGUAGGUGAGCCCAACAGUUUAUUCAUCUGAACGAUAUGAACAAAAUGGAGGAUGUUGCCAGUUUCAGUUGUUUCUUUUCUAUUGAAUUUUUAAUUGUUUGUAAUAUCUUUAAAAGGUCCUGAGAAAAGCCACACACACACAACAAAAGAGAGAUUUUACAAUACAGGAGCAGACUUUCUAUUAUGUCCUUAAACUGUCAUUAUAAUAAUUGUGAAAUAAGGAUUUGCUCGUUGUUUCUGUUGCCAAACAGUUCAAAAUAAAAAUGUCAAAAAGCAAUCUCAUUGUCCAGAUACCAAUUGUGCAUGUUUACAUGUUCAAGCUACGCAUGAUGGCACUUGAAGUUGUUGCUGCCCGAAGCUUAAUAUGUAAAACCAGCACAGAAAUCUUUUUUUUUUUUUUUUUUUUCAUUGACGUCUGUAUUUUUCCUGAACCUCCCUUGAUGAGUAGCUCAAGUGCAACCUCUACUGCACCAUAUGAAUCAGUAAUGCCACUAAAUACUGAAUGACGCAAGUGUCAGAAGUGGUGCUGAAUGAGCUGGGUGGUUGUUCUUGAGCAUUCUCUCACCUUCAACUGUAAGCAGAUGAGGUGUUUUGAUCUUUACUAUUUAACUUUGGCUAAUUGUAAUUGCUUCAUCAAGAUUAACACUUUUUUUUUCUUCCUUCUCAGUUUUGUGCUCUCUAAAUAUACCCUUGCAGUUACCUUGGAAACUAAGUGGUGCAAGUAAUACUCAAGCGCAUCUAAAUUUAUAUCCUGUAGUUUAAUCUACAUUGAAAUUAAGCUGUAUUGGGAGUUUUCUACACCCCUUCCUGGUGGCAUGAGUGGAUGCCACAAGGUUUUGCUGUGUGGUGUGGAUCAUACUUUAGGUUUUCUUCUUCUAUGCCAGUUAAUCAGCGAAAACUUCUAUGAGAAUCCCUCUGAAUUUUAUUUUUUGUGUGUGUGUGGGAUCGACCAAAACAAUCUAACGGUAACAUUGUAAAAUUACAGUGUGUUCAACUGCAGAAAACAAAUUUAUUUGUGAUUUAGUUUUAUGUAGUUUGUGACUCCGAAUACAAACUCAGCUGUCCUUUGUAUUUACUGGAGUUACACGUGAGACGCUGAUCAAUCACAACGGCCAAUAAGAAGCAAGAUUGUUUUGUUGUGUUUAGAGCCUCAGGGAAAUAAGAGGUCCAUUAUGUAUUUUACCAUAAAGCCAAUUUUCUUGGCCCUAUAGUCACGUUAUUGUUUUUAUCUUUAAAGUAAAUUCAGAAUAAAAAUGUAGAUUUUCCUCAAAGAAGCACUACAAUGUUUUUUUUUUCAGCAAAUAGAAAUAAUUUAGGUAAUUCUAAUGAACUCAAAACAAGGAAAAUUGGUUUGAUUCAACAUCAGACAGUUAUGAAAAAAAAGAUUUGCGUCUUCUUAUUUGGUGUGUUUAAUCAUGUGGUUUAUCAGGGUGAAAUGACCCCAAACUCUGUAUAAACGAAGACAAAAUGUUCGUAUGGCCUCUUAUGUCCAUUGCUAUGAUGUAAAGUGACUUACAAAAUUAUUCAGAAUGUUUGAACAUGACAGGGAAAACCUCUUUCAAAAUGCAGAGUAAAGAUAUUCUUGUCAUAUCCACCUGAA
Poeciliopsis prolifica (blackstripe livebearer) is the source of this 3949-nucleotide messenger RNA. RefSeq names its product methyltransferase like 15 (gene mettl15). Gene Ontology annotation, molecular function: rRNA (cytosine-N4-)-methyltransferase activity. NCBI's taxonomy places the organism in Eukaryota, Metazoa, Chordata, Actinopteri, Cyprinodontiformes, Poeciliidae. The transcript is spliced from 6 exons. The record is from RefSeq and is a predicted model, not a curated record. Bases 30 to 1196 code for a protein of 388 amino acids. Gene Ontology annotation, biological process: rRNA base methylation.